AUGCAGAGAGGGGAUGCCAGGACACUGCCGCAGCCGCCGGGGGUGGCGGCUGGAGCCGAGCCGGGAUCUCGGCACAGCCAGAGCCGGCACAACGAGCGGCACCAGCAUGGGGCCACCAGGGAGCUGCAGGUGCUGCGGGAGCGGCACAGCCAGAGCGGGGCUGAGCGGGGGCAGCCGCGCCUGGGGCAUCUCUGGGGCUGCCAUGGCAACUGGCACAGCUGCGUGGAGUGGCUCCAGAAAUAUGUCAGAUAUGGGCGGGAGGAGCUGCAGUGUAAAGAGCCCCCUGAUGUCCGUGUGUCCCGAAAAGUGGAACACGGGAUCCUGACACUGUCCUGCCGCGCAUACAGAUUCUACCCCAGCACCAUUGGGACCAGCUGGAUGAAGGGGAUGAAAUCCCAGAUCGUUCCACACCUGGGCAGGAUCGAGGAAUUUGGGACUGUGGAGCAGUGGGAUGGGGGUUCCCCUCCCCUCCUAACCAUGCCAUGCUUCCCAGAGCUGGAAUCCAGCAGGAAUCUCACCCUGGUGGUCGCUGUGUCUGUCAGUGCUGCCAUCAGCAUUGUUGUCCUCAUUGGAUUUGGUGUCUGGAAGCUCCAAUCUGGUUCGCUCCAAACCCAACCUGGGGGUCACCCUGUUCUUCUCCCCUUCCCAGACACUUGGAGAUCCCCCCAUGACCCAUCCAGCCCCCCCAAACUCCUCCUUGGGUCACCCCUAAGUCCCCAGUGGGGAUUUCUGUGAGUUCCCCUGUGUUCCCCCAUUCCCAGGACUUUGGGGGUCCCCCCCGACCUGUCUGUGCCCCCCCUGAUUUCUUCCACAGCCCCUCUGUGAUGGUGGGGGCUGGGGUCCAAGUGCUGGUGCCUCCCUGCCUGCAGCAGAUCCAGCACUGAGGGGAGUCCCUUAGCAUUUGGGGUCCCCUGGGGUUAGGGGUCACCCCCCCGGGUCACCCAGGAUCUCCCUGAACACGCUGACACUGCCCAUGCUCAGUGAGAAGGUUCAUUCCCAGCACGAGGCCUCAGCUGUGUCACUGGCAUCGCCCAGGUACCCACAAAGCCUCCCAGGAACCCCAAACCUCCUGGAACAACCCAGCUUCCCUGGGACCCCAAUAUCAUCCCUAGCCUCUCCAAAAGCUCCCCAAGACUGCAAAACCCCAUACAGACCCCCCCAAACCUUCUCAGGACAUCAAAAUUCCCACAGGACGUCCCAACACCCCUCCAGACCCCCUUGAGAAGGUACAUACAUGGCAUGGGAUCCCCAUCUCCGU
Molecule: messenger RNA, 1258 nt
Organism: Passer domesticus (house sparrow)
Lineage: Eukaryota; Metazoa; Chordata; Aves; Passeriformes; Passeridae
Product: class I histocompatibility antigen, F10 alpha chain-like
Exons: 5
Coding region: 1-735 (244 amino acids)
Biological process (GO): immune response
Cellular component (GO): external side of plasma membrane
Source: RefSeq, a predicted model, not a curated record